GGCUUGGGAGAUCAGGCCCCAGGGGAGGCUUGGAGGCCUAGAAUUGGCCAAGGGUCAGAGAGGGACUGAAAAACAGGCUAGGAAGAGGGUGUCUGAACUUCACAGGGGGCAGUUUAGGAACUGAGGGGCUGAGGAGCUGGAGCGUGGGGAAGCUUCUGUGUCUGGGGGACCCAGGAGGACAGGAGAGCAGAAGAAGGGGCCUACGGGAGCCGAGGGGUUGCUGGGCCAGGACAGGAGGUUGGACAGGCUGGCAGGGAGCCGGGCUCCGGGGAUCGGGCCGGGGUGUCCUCUGGGGCUGGGGGGCUCAGGUUUCUGCUGGCGGCUUGGCGGGUGUGGGGUUACCAGCCGGCUCGGUUACCCAGCCGGAGACGCUAGACUGGGGGGAGGGGGUGGGCACAGGGCAGACCCUGGCACCCUGUGUGGUCUCCUCAGGCCCUAAGGGUAUCUGGCACUGCUCCGGCAGACCCCCGCUGGGAACCCUGAUGACCAGGGUCUGUCCAAGUGCACAGUUGCCUGGCCUAGGGUGGGCAGCCUCUGGGGAAAGUCCAGCAGCUCCAGGGCUGGAAAUUCUGACGGGCAGAGAGGCCUAGGCUGUCCCCCUCACCCCACCCGACAUCCGCUCUCACUGUACCACCCCCUCCCAUCUUCCCCAACUGUCCCCCAAAUUUUGGCCCUGUGCUUCAUCCAAAAUGGGGCCGUGGGUACCUUACAUGUGACCAUCUCAUGGCAAGACCAGGCCUUGGAGGGCAGGCCUGGCAUCUUGAUUUAAUUCCUCUGCCCCUCUCCACACUGUGCCUGCCUGGGGAGAAGAGAAGGGAUGCUCAGAGCAAGAUGAAAUGGAGGAAGUGAGGAGGCUUGAGCGAUAGAACCAAAAGGGAAAAGAAAGGAGAGGUAGGGAUGAUUCCUCGGAGGCUUACGGACAUAGACGCGGUAGAGAGGAAGCGGGAGCCUCGCAAGGGCUGAAGGAAGGAAAGCAAAGGAUGAGUCGCGGAGAGGGGAGACAAGGGUCCGAGAAGGCGGUAAGGGGACAGGAAGAGGCCAAGAAAAGGGGCCAAGAGUGGAGAGGGCCUCGUUCCCAAAGGACAAGAGGGGAAGGCUGGGGAAGACGGAGUUGCCCCCAUUCCUUCCUCCGCCAUCUUUUAUCUCCCUCAGAUUUACCCUGAUGCGGCCUGAGCGGCUGUGGACUAGGGCAGUUGUCAUGGAAAGAAAAUGUGGGGGGACACUGAGGUCUCCCUCCUGUCAGGAGCUGAAGCACCAGGAAUUGGGGAUUUUGAGGGAGGAGAGGCUUAACCCCCACGGCACCGGGAAGCAGCCAACUCCCCUUGCCUCCUUCCCCCUUCGUGGCUUGCGGUCUCUCUUCCCCGCCUCGGCCCCCAGGAAGUGAGAAGAUGGGGAGCCCCGAGGACGACCUGAUCGGGAUUCCAUUCCCAGACCACAGCAGUGAGCUCCUGAGCUGCCUCAAUGAGCAGCGCCAGCUGGGCCACCUAUGUGACCUCACCAUCCGGACACAGGGCCUUGAAUACCGCACCCACCGGGCUGUGCUGGCUGCCUGCAGCCACUACUUCAAGAAGCUCUUCACUGAGGGCGGUGGCGGGGCGGUCCUGAGCGCUGGGGGCGGCGGGGUGGCUGCCGGGGGAGCAGGGGCCGGCGUGUGUGAGCUGGACUUUGUGGGGCCGGAGGCACUGGGUGCCCUGCUCGAGUUUGCCUAUACAGCCACACUGACCACCAGCAGCGCCAACAUGCCGGCAGUGCUGCAGGCUGCGCGGCUGCUGGAGAUCCCGUGUGUCAUCGCUGCCUGCAUGGAGAUUCUGCAGGGGAGCGGACUAGAAGCUCCCAGCCCUGACGAGGACGACUGUGAGCGAGCUCGCCAGUACCUGGAGGCCUUCGCCACAGCCACAGCUUCAGCCUCGGGAGUUCCCAACGGUGAAGACAGCCCUCCACAGGUGCCCCUCCCACCGCCGCUGCCGCCGCCCCCUCGGCCUGUCGCCCGCCGCAGCCGCAAGCCACGAAAAGCUUUCCUGCAGACCAAGGGGGCCCGGGCAAACCACCUAGUGCCUGAAGUGCCCACAGUGCCCACCCAUCCCUUGACCUACGAGGAGGAGGAGGAGGCGGCAGGCAGAGUGGGCAGCAGCGGGGGCAGUAGGCUGGGGGACAGCUACAGCCCUCCCACAGGGACUGCCUCACCCCAUGAGGGGCCCCUGAGCUAUGAGGCCUAUGAGGGUGAGGAAGAAGAGGAGGAGCUGGCAUAUCCCCCGGCCUAUGGGCUGGCGCAGGGUGGCGGGCCCCCGCUGUCCCCAGAGGAGCUGGGCUCAGAUGAGGAUGCCAUCGAUCCUGACCUGAUGGCCUACCUGAGUUCCCUACACCAGGACACCCUGGCACCAGGCCUAGAUGGCCAGGACAAGCUAGUGCGCAAACGCCGCUCCCAGAUGCCCCAGGAGUGCCCGGUCUGCCACAAGAUUAUCCACGGGGCUGGCAAACUGCCACGCCACAUGAGGACCCAUACUGGUGAGAAGCCCUUCGCCUGUGAAGUCUGCGGUGUCCGUUUCACCCGGAAUGACAAGCUGAAGAUCCACAUGAGGAAGCACACAGGAGAGCGCCCCUACUCAUGCUCGCACUGCCCAGCCCGCUUCCUGCACAGCUAUGACCUCAAGAACCACAUGCACCUGCACACAGGGGACCGGCCCUAUGAGUGCCACCUGUGCCACAAGGCUUUCGCCAAGGAGGACCACUUGCAGCGCCACCUCAAAGGCCAGAACUGCCUGGAGGUGCGCACCCGGCGGCGCCGCAAGGACGAUGCGCCCCCUCACUACCCCCCGCCCUCUGCCGCCACCCCGACCCCUGCUGGCCUCGACCUCUCCAAUGGCCACUUGGACAACUUCCGACUCUCUCUGGCUCGAUUCUGGGAGGAGCCAGCCCCUACUGGGCCCCCAGUCUCCACCCCGGGGCCCCCUGAUGACGAUGAGGAGGAGGGGGCACCCACCACACCUCAGGCUGAAGGUGCCAUGGAGUCCUCUUAAAGAGGGACGAGUGGCCGAGCUGGAGCAGCACGGGGCCGGGACGCCCAUGCUGAGCAGCGGGAGUGUGCAGCAGAGACGGCGCUGGGGUCCGGGCACUGAGCCUCCCUGGCAUCGGAAAUUGGGCCCUUCCCUCAGAGCUCUCAUUCCAGUUCCAAGCUGAGAAGGUUUUGGGGCAGAGGCUCCCCAGAUUGGGGUGCUCUCCCAAGGAGUGAUACAUACGAUAUCAUGUAUAUAUUUACAGCUCCAUUGUAAAGGUGGGGUCCCUGUCCCCAGCUGCUCCUGGGGAGUAGAAGCAAUAAUGUAUUUCUGAUUUGUGGGGUCCCUCUUCGGCUAUGCGGGUUUCUAGGGGGUGGGGGGCUUGGGACCAAAGCCUUGCCCUGCCCCCAUGCCCCUUGGGGUUUUGGCUGUGUAAGGGGGUGAAGGACUGCCCCUCCCUUUCGAGACCCCUCCUUCCUGGUUUCUGUUCCCUUUUCCUGGCAGUGAAUUAUGCAAAGGGGGGCGGCAAAGGAAGGGUAAGUGGGGGAAAGCAAGGUAGAAGCUUGAAAGACUGGGGGACUGGGCCUGUAAGGAAGGAGCCAUCCUAGUCCCCCUCCGCCCUGCUCCCAGCGCUGAGUCAUGGGGUCCUGGAGAAGGGGGCGGGGUGGCCUGAUUGGUUCGCCCGCCCCUGGGGGCAGCGGGAGGGGCCCCGCCCAACUACGGGAGCUGCUGCUGGUUCUCCUCCCCUCCCCUCCCCUCCCGAGUAGCUGGGCAGGGAAUGUCUUGUUCCCGCCGCUCCCUCCCCAGGGCCAGAGGGCAGGGCGGGCCGGGCGGUGGCCUACCCUCUUCUCCUCCUCCCCGCCCAGGUGCAAGCCGGAGCCGCCGACACUGCUGCCGCCCCUGACUCACGCCGCCCCCGGGGCGCGGUGCAGGGUGUGGGACAGGGUGAGGGGUUGGGGGCAGCCUUGCGGAGAACGGGCGAGCCGGCGCCAUCUGGCGGCCGUGCCCUGCGCGGGCGAGCGCCCCUGGCGGCCACUUCCAGCGAGCCGUCUUCUCUCAACCUCCACCACCCCAGCUGGUGAGCGGCGCCCCCUUGCCAAGGCCGGGGCAAAUAGCUUCUUGCUUGGCCGCAAGGAAGGUGGGCUGCGGACCUGUGGGAAAGGGAUCCUUUCCCCAGACCCUUGCCAGCCGGGCUUCCUUUUGCGUCGGGGAGAGUAAUCCCCUCACUCUACCCUUAGGAUUGAAUCCACCCCCGGUCUGUACAUAGCCUUUUCUGUUGGUCUUGUUGAAAUCUAGUUUCAGAUUUUUAACUACCCAAUUCUGCUGGGGGUGGGGGUAUCUCCUCCCCACCUUCCUCGCUGGGUGCUGGACCCCAUUCUGCCUGGGCUCUGCCUUGCACUAUUUCCCCUCCCUGGCCUGGCGGCUCUUCCCCUUCCUUAAACGGGGCAGGUUCAGGGGCCCGGUGCUCUCCCUCCCCCCCCAUGCACCCCCAUGCCCAUUUGCACAGCUGCCCAGGUACCCCCAAUAGUGGGGGGGGGUCACAGGGAGGGGGUAGCGGGACCAGUCCUUGUAUCUAUUUAAAAAGUGAUGAUGUAAUAUAUUGGGGUAGGGGGAGGUCGGGUUGCCCUGGGCCUCAUCUUAGCAUUUCAGGUGAUGGGAGAGCCCAGGGCUGAGGAGACCUGGGGCCUAGCCCCAGGGAGUGAGGACAAUGUGGCCUCCCCCCUCCCCCCUUGCGGCUUCUCCACUCAGUGCCUUAUGGGGUGGGGGGGAGGCAAUCCCCCCUCUCCUGUUCCCCUCCCCUUGCCCUGCCCCCCACCUCGGGUGUAAGUGACAGGAAGAAAUAAUAAUUUAAGAUUCACA
Messenger RNA from Orcinus orca (killer whale), 4853 nucleotides. It is a transcript of the gene ZBTB7B, whose product is annotated as zinc finger and BTB domain containing 7B. Gene Ontology annotation, biological process: regulation of transcription by RNA polymerase II; positive regulation of gene expression. Lineage: Eukaryota; Metazoa; Chordata; Mammalia; Artiodactyla; Delphinidae. The transcript has 3 exons. The record is from RefSeq and is a predicted model, not a curated record. Gene Ontology annotation, molecular function: RNA polymerase II cis-regulatory region sequence-specific DNA binding; protein binding; DNA-binding transcription factor activity, RNA polymerase II-specific. Bases 1389 to 3017 code for a protein of 542 amino acids.